Chrysoperla carnea is the source of this 1370-nucleotide messenger RNA. Its product is annotated as popeye domain-containing protein 3-like. Gene Ontology annotation, molecular function: cAMP binding. The coding region runs from base 150 to 1370 and encodes 406 amino acids. Gene Ontology annotation, cellular component: sarcolemma. The record is from RefSeq and is a predicted model, not a curated record. The transcript has 7 exons. Lineage: Eukaryota; Metazoa; Arthropoda; Insecta; Neuroptera; Chrysopidae.
CGAAACACACGCAUAUAUUUUAUAAAGUAAAACGUAUUUUAUCAAGGACAAGGGAAAAUAAAAAAGGAAACAUUUUGGUGUGAAAGUUUUUUUAUUUUUAUUUUUUAUACCUUUCUGAGUGUAUGUGUCUGUGAAGAGUGUUUAUUAGAAUGCCAUCAGAAGCUGAGGCUGAGGCCGCAAGUGGUUUAUUACCAAAUGAACGUGGUCCAACAAUUUUACGAGUAUCACCUGGAUUAAAUUUAUCAUGGCCAGCAAGUGAUGCAAAUUUAACAUAUACCAUACCUCAUGGUAUGCUUUUAUGGCCAUGGUGUGAUUAUUGGAAAGAUCCUCAACAUAUCCUGUAUCAUUUAGCGAAUGCGUGCUUUGUAAUUGCAUAUGCAUCAACCAGUUCGAUGAAAGGGACAUUAUUUAUGCAUUCCGUUUUAAUAUUAGGUUUUAUGUUAUUUGCAACAUGGUCAUGGAAUGUGAUAUGCGCUCCAGAUGUAUUUUCAUGGAAUUUUGCAUUUAUGAUAUUAAAUAUCGCACAAGUUGUAUAUAUUAUUUAUCAAAUGCGUCCCGUAAAAUUUGAUCCAGAACUAGAAGAAGUUUAUCAAAAUUUAUUUUAUCCUUUUAAAGUAUCCAGGUUACAGUUUAAACGAAUGGUUGGUACAGAUUUUGCUACAGUAAUGUCCUUGCAUGCUGGUGAAGCUUAUGCCAUGCAAAAUCUAACAAAGACUGAUAGAUUAGGAUUGUUGUUAUCGGGAAAAGUCAAUGUACUAUCUGAUCAUCAAUUUCUACAUCCAAUAUUGCCUUGUGAAUUUUUAGACUCUCCAGAAUUCGAAUCGAGUCGUUCUGGUGUUGAUGAUAAGUUUAAAGUGUCAAUUGUAGCAGCUAGUACAUGCCGUUAUUUAUAUUGGCAACGAAGUGCCCUUGAAUAUUUAUUCGUUAAAGAAACAUAUAUUGCAACCGUAUUAACAACAUUAAUUGCACGUGAUAUUACAACCAAAUUAUAUGCAAUGAAUAAUAAAAUUGUUACAGAAAAAGGUUCACAUUUAGAUAUUCGAUUACCAAGUAUUACAUCAUCGUUAACAUCUGCCGGUGAAUAUAAAUCACCAGCGAAACGACGUAAAAAUAAUAUUAUCGGAAAAUGUAUGCUAUCACCAGAAUCUGCAUACACUGCUUCCAGUCGUGAACCACUUUGUGAACGGAUGAAUAUGAAAGAUAAUGUUGGAUACAUGUCAAAUGGGCGAUUAAGUGAAAUGGAACCGUUAACAGAGUUACCAUCAAAUGAUGAUCUUACAUCGAAUGGUGUUGAAAGUUGGUUAGAAACAAGUUCGAAAUAUCAUAGUUGUGAGCUAGUUGACGAUGAAGAUGAUUUAAAUGACGAAUAA